GUUUCCACUGUGCGGCUCGGAGUCUGCAGGCCGUCAACAGAAAGCAGAGGUUCUCCGGAGGUCUCCGUGCUGUCUGCUCCCCUCUUCUCUGCGGUCACAUCCUCACUCAGCCAUGGCGCAGGGCCUGAAGGACAGGUUCGAGAAGUUUCUCCACGAGAAGAACAUGAUGACGGACGUCCUGGCGCGGAUCGAGGCCCGGACCGGAGUCAGCAGGACCUACAUCGCCCUGGCUGUGGUCGCUGUCAUCGCUGUGUAUCUGGUCAUCGGAUACGGAGCCUCCCUCCUCUGCAACCUCAUAGGCUUCCUCUACCCGGCGUACAUAUCCAUCAAAGCCAUCGAGAGCGCCACCAAGGACGACGACACCAAGUGGCUGACCUACUGGGUGGUGUACGGAGUCUUCAGUGUGGCCGAGUUCUUCGCCGACAUCUUCCUCUCCUGGUUCCCCUUCUACUACAUUGGAAAGUGCGCCUUCCUGGUGUGGUGCAUGGCCCCCACCCCCUCCAACGGCUCCGUGCUGAUCUACAACCGCAUCGUCCGGCCGUUCUUCCUCAAGAACGAGGCCAAGAUCGACGACGUCGUGAAGAACAUCAAAGACAAGGCGUCAGAGGCCGCAGACAAGUUUAAAGAUGAGGCCAAGCGAGCCACGGCAAACAUCAUGUUUGAGGAGAAGAAGAGCACCUGAGGCGGAGGCGGGGACCCGGGCGUCUCUCCACACAACAUGUUGCCUUGAAACCUUUGUUUGGAAGAAAUGUGUUACGCUCCCUGAACACGUGUCUCAGUCGAAGCCAUUCCACUCCACAGAUCACUUAUUUAACUUUGCCUUGCGCAGUGUGCGUCUGCCUCGCUCUGCUUUGUCAGCCAAAUAAAGAACUCCCACUCACA
Molecule: messenger RNA, 882 nt
Organism: Salarias fasciatus (jewelled blenny)
Lineage: Eukaryota; Metazoa; Chordata; Actinopteri; Blenniiformes; Blenniidae
Gene: reep5
Product: receptor accessory protein 5
Exons: 5
Coding region: 113-682 (189 amino acids)
Source: RefSeq, a predicted model, not a curated record